AAAGUUUGGUAAAAACUGAAGCUUGAUCUAGGCUGGUGCUCCAUCUCCCCAAAGAAGUGGUUACUUCUGUGACUCUCAGGGUUGGGGUUAACUGGCAGUCAUUAGAAUUGAAUUGUUGAGUUUUGGUGUUUUUGUUAAACUUUUGUUUGUGCAUCUUAUUUCCUAAUACAUCUUCUACAUCUAUACUCCUUCCGCAUCUUUCAUGCAAGUCCUCAUGCCCUUCAGAAUUAGCUUUUUUUUUAAACACCACGGAGAUAUUCCAUUCCAUCCUCUGUGUUAACUGUUGUCUGGUCAUCAACAUCUCCUUUCCAGUUCUUCGAUUUCACAGAAAGUGCUAUUCUGGAUAUUUUGCUGUCCGUGGAACCUCUUUCUGUCUUUGAGUAGGUUGCCUUUUGAAAGUACUUUCUAAACUGAAACCUCUGUGUUGUUUUUAUUAUGUAGAUGAUCAGGGAUGCCAAAGUAGUAUUUAUCUUGUAUUCAGGGAUUCCUUGCUUUGUAUCCCAGAGGACAUUUCAUUUCAUAGUAGAGAACUUGUUAGCCAGAAAGGCUGAAUUACCCGCAAUUGAUGAAAUUAUACUUAAUUAUUUGGCUCAUUAAAAAUUGGUAGCUGAGUUUGGUCAGCAUUUUCUUUCUUGGGGGCAAGCAGUGGGGUUCUUGACAGAGAUGAAUUUCAUUUCCUGUGGAGUCAUUUUCCCCCAAAAUGAACAUAAUUUGGAGUGGAGGAGGGCCCAGGCUUCUGACAGAUCCCUUUAGUUCUUUGUUCCCAUCUCUCAAAUCUUAGGGUGGAUAAUAUCUAAGGAUACUUUUGAUUCUAAAUGCUGUCACCUAGACCUAUCUUCCCUUUUUGUGUGUCAUAGAACAUUAACAGUCUGGAGCUUCUGGACCCCUUUAGAAUCAUGUUUUUUGCCAUAUAUAUGUAUGUGUGUGUAUGUAUAAUUGAAGGAAAUGCUAAAAUGUAGUUAGUGAUAAGUAUAGGUGUGCUUUGUUUUUUUCUCAUCUAGAUUCUUAUCAUCCCCUUGAACCUUUGCACACAUCCUUUGGGGUCCUGUGGGCCCAAAUUAAAGCUUUGAACUAGUGGCCAUAAUGGAUUCCUUUGCCAAAGGGUAGGUUAAUAUGAAGUCUUGAAUCCUGUUGGACUUGACAUCAGCCCAGGAAGCUUAAAGGAGUUCAGCAAAGCACAAGUGAUGGUUGUCAAGGUUACUAGUUACAGACAGAAUCUACCGUGGCACUUGGGCAUUAUAGGCUGAAGAGCAGAAAACAGGCUGCUCUCCUCCAGAACUACCCAUGAGUUCCUGUUUGGGGCCCUUGCUGAGCUCGUAGACAAUGCCAGAGAUGCUGAUGCCACCAGAAUAGACAUUUAUGCAGAGCACCGGGAGAACCUGCAGGGAGGGUUCAUGCUCUGUUUUCUGGAUGAUGGCGCAGGAAUGGAUCCAAGUGAUGCUGCCAGUGUGAUACAGUUUGGGAAAUCAGCCAAGCGGACCCCUGAAUCCACUCAGAUCGGGCAGUACGGAAACGGCUUGAAAUCGGGGUCCAUGCGUAUUGGGAAGGAUUUUAUCCUCUUCACCAAGAAGGACGACACCAUGACCUGCCUCUUCUUGUCUCGGACAUUUCACGAGGAAGAAGGCAUUGACGAGGUGAUUGUCCCACUGCCCACCUGGAAUGCCCGGACUCGCCUGCCCAUCACAGAAAAUAUGGACAAGUUUUCCACCGAGAUCGAGCUCAUCUACAAGUAUUCACCCUUCAAAUCUGAGCAGCAAGUAAUGGAUCAAUUUAAGAAGAUCUCUGGGGAUUCAGGCACGCUGGUUAUCAUCUUUAACCUCAAACUCACAGACAAUGGCGAGCCUGAGCUAGACAUUAUGUCGGACCCCCGGGACAUCCAGAUGGCAGAGACAUCCCCUGAGGGCACGAAGCCUGAGCGCCGCUCUUUCCGUGCCUAUGCCGCCGUCUUGUACAUCGACCCCAGAAUGAGGAUCUUCAUCCAUGGCCACAAGGUGCAGACCAAGAGACUCUCCUGCUGUUUGUACAAGCCCAGGAUGUACAAGUACACCUCCAACCGCUUCAAGACAAGGGCCGAACAGGAGGUGAAGAAAGCAGAGCACGUGGCCCGAAUAGCGGAAGACAAGGCUCGAGAGGCCGAGAACAAAGCCCGAGCAUUAGAACUAAGACUCGGAGGAGACCUCACCCGGGAGUCCAGGGUGGCCUUACGGCAGGUCCAGGGCACAGCCAUUAACUUGCGCAGGGAAGCUGACAUCAAGAAGCGCAUCAGAGAAGCCAAACAGCGGGCCCUAAAGGAACCUAAGGAACUGAACUUUGUCUUUGGGGUGAACAUAGAGCAGCGGGAUUUGGAUGGCAUGUUUAUCUAUAAUUGUAGUCGCCUGAUUAAGAUGUACGAGAAGGUGGGCCCACAGCUCGAGGGUGGCAUGGCCUGUGGAGGGGUAGUUGGGGUGGUGGAUGUCCCCUAUCUGGUUUUGGAGCCCACCCACAACAAGCAGGACUUUGCUGAUGCCAAGGAGUAUCGUCAUCUGCUGAAAGCCAUGGGCGAGCACUUGGCCCAGUACUGGAAGGAUGUGGCCAUUGCCCAGCGGGGAAUCAUUAAAUUCUGGGAUGAAUUUGGCUACCUCUCGGCCAACUGGAGCCAGCCUCCAUCCAGUGAGCUUCGUUACAAACGCAGGAGGGCGAUGGAGAUUCCCACCACCAUCCAGUGUGAUCUGUGUCUGAAGUGGCGGACGCUGCCCUUCCAGCUGAGCUCUGUGGAGAGGGACUACCCGGACACGUGGGUGUGCACCAUGAACCCCGACGCCGAGCAGGACAGCUGCAGCGCGUCGGAGCAGAAGCAGAAGGUGCCUCUGGGGACCCUGAAGAAAGACUUUAAGAGCCAAGAGGAGAAGCAGAAGCAGCUGACGGAGAAGAUCCGGCAACAGCAGGAGAGGCUGGAAGCUCUGCAGAAGACGGUGCCUAUCCGCUCCCCGGCUGACCUGAAGAAGCUGCCCCUGGAAGUGAGCGGCAGGCCAGCGAUGGAGGAGUCCCACACCAUCCGUCGAGUCUCACGGCCCAGGUCCCCCCCGCUGCCGGCCGUGAUUAAGAACGCUCCGAGCCGCCCCCCGCCCCCGCCUCCCCUCCCCCCUCCGAUGGCGAGGUCAGCCUUCCAGGCCAGAAGGGGCCCUCUGUCCAUCUCCUCGAGACCGGCCCACUCGGCAGCCCAGGAGGAGGCCAGCACGUCCCGGAUGUCCCCAUCCACUCUGGCUCCCCGGAAGCCCAGCAGCACCAUUGUCAAACCGGCUCCCAGAGUGGUCUCCGUGGUGAGGUCCCCCUCAUCGCUUGUGCUGAAUUCCAGGCCCCCCCGCGACGUGCCCAUCCCCAAACCGGUGAAGACCCCAGUGCUCAAGAAGCCAGACCCGCCCAGUAAACCUCAGAUCGUCAGUGCCCGGAAGAGAAGCUUCACCCUGACGGAGGACGAGGCUGAAGAAGACGGAGACCGGAGGAAGGAGAAAUCCAAGCGGGGCAAAGUCCUCAUGGUGAAAGACGAGAGGAAAGAGUCGAGUGAAGUGGUGGUAGAGCUCUCAGACAGCGCCAGUGAAGAAGACUUGGUUGAACUGAAGAAAGCCCAGAAAGACAAAGGGCUCCACGUGGAGGUCCGCGUGAACAGGGAGUGGUACACGGGCCGCGUGACUGCCGUGGAGGUGAGCAAACACGUGGUGCGCUGGAAGGUGAAGUUCGACUACGUGCCCACGGAUACCACGCCCAGGGACCGCUGGGUCGAGAAAGGCAGCGACGACGUGAGGCUGAUGAAGCCCCCCUCCCCGGAGUACCAGAGCCCCGACACGCAGCAGCAGGGGGACGAGGACGUGAUCGCCAUCGAGCCCUCCACCUCUGACUGCAUCCGGAUCGAACCCGACACCACCGGCCCCAGCAGCAGCCACGAGGCCGUGGACCUGCUGGUCCAGACCCUGCGGAAUUGUCUCCGGUACUUCCUGCCCCCCAACUUCCCCAUCUCGAAGAAGGAGCUGAGUUCUAUGAGCCCGGAGGAGCUGAUGGCCUUCCCUUUGAAGGAUUACUUCAAGCAGUACGAGGUGGGGCUGCAGAACCUGUGCAACUCGUACCAGACCCGGGCCGAUGCCCGUGCCAAGGCCUCCGAGGAGAACCUCCGCGCCUCGGAGAGGAAGCUUCGAGAGACUGAGGAGAAGCUGCAGAAACUGAGGACCAACAUCGUGGCCCUGCUCCAGAAAGUGCAAGAGGACAUCGACAUCAAUACUGACGACGAGCUGGACGCCUACAUCGAGGACCUCAUCACCAAGGGAGACUGAGCGAGGUGCCAGCGGGCGGCCUGGAGGCGGGCACCACGGCCGGGGUGGCCCCGGGCGGCCGCAGAGGAUGGCGCCUGGCCCGGCGCGCCAGAGCGGGGCAGCAUCUCUUCUCAGGCGCAGACCCACCCGGGACCCCUGGGUUGUUGCAAAGGAAGCUUUGAAACCGUGUAGUUCUUCAGAUUUCCCUCCUUUUGUUUAUAAAUAUUUAUUUUUAAAGAAACGAGGCCCCGCGAGAUAAUGCUUUUUCAUUUCUAGCAGCGGGAUGGGUCUUCCCGGAGGUCCGCUCCUCUCCCCGUCCCUCUGCCCCUGCCUGGGCACGGAAGGGGGCAGGAGACAGCCUCGGCGAAGCCCGUUUCUGACCUCGGAGGAGGAGCGAGGAAGAAGCCGACGUGGGCCGGGCGUCCCGGCGGGUCCCGUGUGUCCUCCCGAGCCAUCGUCACCAGCCUUAGCGGACUCUCCCCGAACUGCUGCCAAUAAAAGGUUUAAAACUGCCCCCUCCAUCUUUCUCUCUUCUUUGCUGCCUCGAAGACUUCCGGGCGCGAAGAUGGCCGGACCGAAGGCCGCCCAGGAUCCUGGCUCGGGGCCCCGAGGGCGCCCGGCGGCCAGAUGCACUCUGUGUGGGCCGUGGCUAAGCGGCGCCUGCACGUCGACGUGCUGCCUCUGUACACGUGUAUGGGUGCGAGGCCGGUCUAGACCUGCCUUGUCCCUGGCGCCCGAGGGCACCGCUCUAGACGAGCCCUGGGGGGAGGCGACGUCCAGCAUGCCCUGCGCCCGGACCAGGAACGCUCAAGUCCCGAUCUGCCUGCAGACACUGGUUGGGGGCUUGGAGCGAUUCAUGUUUCCACUCCCUGCUGCCUCUGUUUUCGUCCUCUGAAAUGGGGGUAACGGCGCCUCCCUCCCAGGGGUCGGAGGGCUCCCAGGAGACCCCUUGAGGAGGAGCCGCUUUGGAAGCCUUAAAGCUCCUGGCGUGGGUGAGCUGCUAUCGUGGUCCUUUUCACCAUCGUCCAAGAGCGAGGCACGAAGAACUCGAGGGAUCUGUCCAUCCUGGCGCUGUCAGAGGCAGGAUUCAAACCCAGCUCUCUGGGCUCCCAAUUCUGGUGCUACGUCCUCUCCCGGGGCUGCCCGCCUCCCAGAAGCUCACUGUCCCCGUGGAUCCCGCGGGCUGUGCGUUACUGUCUGUGUCUGUUGUGUUCAGUAUUGCCCUUGGGAGCGCCCGGGACCUCGGCAGAUACGAGACGGCGUCUGCGGUCAGGAAAACCUGCCUUCAGAUCUGGCCUCCGUUUCCUCGUCUGUACAAAUAAACUGGAGAAGGAAAUGACCAACCGCUCGUCUCUGCCAAGAAAACCCCAAAUGGGAUGGUGACGUCACGUAGAACCAAAACCACAGAACUGGCCAGGAAGUGGGCUCAGCCGCCCCCCCCCCCAUCCCCAGGAUGACCUUUGCCCCACUUUGACCCCGUCCUUCCAGAUCACUGGACAGCUAGCUCUCUGAGGUGGCCCCCAGGAGAACUCGCACUCUGUACUUGAUCGUGGCCCAGACAGGCACUAAAUACACACUCGGCCCAAAGCCCAUCUUGCUCUGUUUUGCCGCUGCCCCCCAAAAGGUGGCGGGGCCGGGGAAGCCCCCUCUCUGGAGUGUCCCGUGGGGGCUCCCUUUGUGCACUCUGGCUCGAAUUUCGGCAGCCUCUUGUGGGAGGGAGGCCGGAUGGGAGGCUGGACUUGCGGGCGCCGGGCCGGGCCCUCGGAUGUUCCACGUUCUUGGCGGCUGGCCUCCUGCUCAUCGAUGCCCAGCUGGUGGCCACCAAAGACAGUGCCCGGACAGAGGGCCAGGCUCGGGCCGGCCUCCAGCCUUGGCCUCCUCAUUGUAAAAUAGGGAUGCGGCAGUCUGUGGGGCCGGGAAAACGCUGGCCGGCCCAGUGGGCCUGCGGCUCUGAAGAAGAACCCGGAGUUGGGCUUCUGAGUGUGUUGUAGUCGGGGCUCUGGCAGGACUUGUGCUCUAAGCCGGAUAAGCUGGAGGGCCGCCGGGGGAAGGGCCGGGAGGGGGUCUGGGGGGGGGGGGUCCAGCAAGAUGACUUCUGAGUGGGGCGCCGCAGGGCUCUCGCAGGAGGGGCAUGGGCAUGGGCAUCCCGCAGGCCCGGUGGUGAUGAUGCGGUGCGGCCACUAGGUGGCGCCGAGCCUGGGAAGAAGAAGGCGACAGGGACUGCAGCCCUGCUGGACUUAGGAAGAUCCCGAGUUGCCUCUUUAAAGGGUGGCUCUUCCUUUGGGGUGAGUGAGAUGUGUGCUUGCACGCGGCUGAGCCGGAGGGGAGCCCGCUGGGGACGGUUUACAGACAGUGUUUGGCUUGGUGGACUGAUGGGAGGGCCGGGUCCAAGUGGGCUGGAGCAGCGUGGCCAGGUCUCCUACCUCCCACGUGCAGCAUUGAGUCUGAGGGGAAGUGAGGCCGCCCGCCGUGUUUAUUAAGCACUGGGGACCCCCCAGAAAAGAGCAAACAGUCUCCAGGCAAUCGAGCACAGUCCGACGUCUACAAGAUAAUCUCAGGGAAGGCCUCUUGCAGAAGGUAGGAAGCCGGCUGGGGAUGCAGGGAAGCCAGGGUAGUCGGAAGAGAAUUCUAGGCACGGGGAUCCACGUGGAGAUGCUCAAGGCCCGGAGCAUGCUUUAUGAUGAGCCAAAAAGCGGGACCUUUCCGGCCCUCCUCACACCUUCCAGGGCUUCCCACCCACCCUCUCAGCGGAGGAUCUUUCAUAGUUCCCUUUGCCCUCUUCCUCGUCUUCUCGUGUCCAGGCCUUCUGCCACCAGCAUCUACCCCGUAGAUGAAGAGGUGGCCUUGCUCUUUGCCAAAGCGAACCCCGCUCUGCUCCAGUCGUGCUCUUCCCGGCUCCUCCAUCAGAUUGCCCCCCUCGUCACCCCCAUUCAUUCUGUCACCGUGUUCCAUCUCCCCCUGCUGGUUCAUUCCAUGCUGCCUGCACACGUUUGUGUCUUCUCCAUCCUGAAGAAAAUCCUCACUUGGUCCUUCUGCCCCCAAUAUCGUCCCGUCUCUCUUGCCCUUUGUGGGUCUACACAGGGGUCUCCACUUCCUUCUCUCCUUACCCCGAUGAUCCGUCUUCCAAUCAUUGCUGCUCUCUCCAAAGGGAACGAUUAUCUUAGUUGCCCAACCCAAUGGGCUUUUCUCAGUCCUCUCCAACCUUUGAUCCUGUUCAAUGCUCUCCUCUGGGUUUUCAGGACGCCACGUCUCCUGGCCCUCCUCUCCUCUUAUAUGCUGCUUGAUUUGGUCAUCUCAUAAGUUCCCGUGAAUUGUGAAUUCAGUUGUGCAGAUUCUCCUAUUUACCUUUCCUGCUCCAGGCUUCUGCUGAUCCCCCAUUUCACACCUCUCAAAACAUUUCUCGCUGGAUUUCCGAUAGUCAUCUUCGACUCCUCAGUUUCCCCUAAACCCUCCUCCCUCCUGUCAUUCCUGUUCCUGUCGAGGACAACCUCCUCCCCAUUCCUCAGGCUCUCCACCCAGGAACUGUCCUGGACGCCUCACAGGAUCUAGGAUCCCUUGAACCCAUCUCAGCCACAGACCUAAUCAUGGUUCCACUCAAAGAUUUGGACCUGGUUAUUCAAAGAAUCCCCUCUUCACACAUAGCUCACAAGUGGUUUUCCAGGAUCUGCUGAAAAUCCUGUCAUGUGUGACCUAAAAUAGCCUGUUCCACUUUGGGAAUAACUGGAUGGAUGGAUGGGUGGAUGGAUGGAUGGGUGGAUGGAUGGGUAGAUAGAUGGAUGAGUAGGUGGAUGGGUGGAUGGAUAGAUGGGUAGAUGUGUGGAUGGAUGUGUGGGUGGAUGGGUGGAUGUGUGGGUGGAUGGAUGGGUAGGUAGGUGGAUGGAUGGAUGGGUAGAUGUGUGGGUGGAUGGGUGGAUGGAUGGGUAGAUAGAUGGAUGGGUGGGUGGAUGGAUGGAUGAGUAGAUGUGUGGAUGGAUGGGUGGAUGUGUGGGUGGAUGGAUGGAUGGAUGGAUAGAUGGGUGGAUGGGUGGGUGGAUGGGUGGAUGGGUUGGUGAAAGAUCAUUAAAUAUUGACUUUGUGCCAAGCACAAUGCUUCGUUCUGGGGGUCCAAGUACAAAAGCAGAAACCGUCCCUGCUCUCAAGAAGCGUAUACUAAUGGGAGGGAUACCCCAGACAAGGGAAUGCCUUUGGGCAGGGCACUUUGGUUUGGGAAGUUGUCGGGGUGGUAAGAAGAGCCCUACCAGGCUCUCUCCAGCAGGAAUGGCGGGGUGGAUUGGAUUAGAGUUCCAGAACUAGAAAGGGGAGAGGUAGGAGGUGAGGGCCGUGUCACAGGGCAUGAUCAAGAAGCUGGCUACUAAAGAAAGGAAGGUGGACCUAGACAGGACUGUGUGAUGAAAGGGUUUGGGGCUAACACGGCCGAGUCCUCUAGGCAUGGUCUCUGCGAGGGAGAUGGGCCAGUCCCAUCAGUUCUCGAACUUUUUGGUCUCAGGACCCCUUUACACUCUUAAAAAAUUGAGGAUUCCCCAAAGGGCUUUGUUUGUGUGGGUUAUCUUUCUCAAUACUUACUGUAGUAGAAAAAUAAGCUGAUGCAUUUCAAAAAUAUUUAUUAACUAAUUUAAAAACAAUAAACCAUUCCUGCUAAUAUAAAA
Messenger RNA from Monodelphis domestica (gray short-tailed opossum), 8929 nucleotides. NCBI's taxonomy places the organism in Eukaryota, Metazoa, Chordata, Mammalia, Didelphimorphia, Didelphidae. The record is from RefSeq and is a predicted model, not a curated record.